Onychostoma macrolepis is the source of this 2642-nucleotide messenger RNA. RefSeq names its product claudin i (gene cldni). Gene Ontology annotation, cellular component: plasma membrane; bicellular tight junction. The transcript is spliced from 3 exons. Gene Ontology annotation, molecular function: structural molecule activity. Gene Ontology annotation, biological process: bicellular tight junction assembly; cell adhesion. NCBI's taxonomy places the organism in Eukaryota, Metazoa, Chordata, Actinopteri, Cypriniformes, Cyprinidae. The coding region runs from base 937 to 1572 and encodes 211 amino acids. The record is from RefSeq and is a predicted model, not a curated record.
GCAAGAUAAUUCAAAUGUAUCCUUGCAAUAGUUCCCCUUUAGCACAAUCAAAUAUACUUCAGUAUAUCUUUAGUUGGACUUCAGCACUACUGCCUCACAAAAUUAGUUGUUCCAAUUUAGCAGACUUUAAGAAUACCAGUUUAAUACACCAAAAUCACAAUUGCAUGGGAUUUUUAUUAAGUACAUAAGUAUGUAAAUGUAUUUGUAGUAUAUACUUAGCACAAAAUAAAUGUAUUUCAAAUAUAAUUUAGUAUUUUUUUUUAUUUUUUAGUAGGGCUCUCCUAUCUAUUUUGUCCAAUCUCUUAUACAUAGUUUUUAAAUGAAUCAAUCCUUGCGUCACACAGCUGUGGUAUUAUUGUGUCUCCCAGACGUGAUGUUUCACAAUAAAGCCCACCCAUUCUAACUUGUAACAGUAUCUAUUCAUCAUGUGUGGUUUCGACGGUGACUGGGCUGAGCUUAUGAGGAGAGCAUAUGAGGUUGUUUUUGAGAUGCCAUUAUGAUGAUGACAGAAGUUUCAGAGGCUUUAUGAUUCAUAGUAUCAUGAUGUCCGACCUCCAAAAGCGAAUAUUUCCAUUCAGUAGCAUGGUAACAAGUGAUGAUAAUAUCAGUGUACAUUUAUUUUAACACAUCAAAAAAAAAAAUAAAGACAGACCUUCUCUAUAAAAACUUUAAGAAGGUGAAUUAAAAAGGAGUAAAGAAAGCAGCAGUGAGAAAAAGAACAAGUCCAGUCUAGCCUUUUCCUCUUUACCAACCCGCCUCCGUCUCAUUUCUACACCACCCAUUGCAUUCCUCUACAAAAGCAUCCUCAUAUCACACCACCUUCAUUAGAGGUAACGUUUGGUAAGGUGGGCGACUAACUUAAAGAAAAAGCAAAAAGGCAACGUCCAAAAACAAGAAACUUACAGAGAAUUUUCUUCAAAGAGCUACAAUAAAAGAAUGGGCUCGUCUGGUGUACAGAUCGUGUGUAUGGCACUGGGAAUUUUAGGUCUCAUUGCAGCGGUUGUAACCAUUGCUGUUCCAAGAUGGAAGAUUUCUGCUUUUAUUGGUCAGAAUAUUAUCACUGCACAGGUUCAGGAAGAGGGCUUGUGGAUGGAGUGUGUGGUUCAGAGUACCGGACAGCAGCAGUGUAAAUCCUACGACUCGCUGCUCAUCCUGAGCUCUGACAUCCAGGCGGCCCGCGCCAUGACCAUCAUCAGCUGCAUGCUCACGGUCCUGUCCCUGCUCGUUCUGUGCGCCGGCGCCGAAUUCACCACCUGCAUCGACAACGAAGAAGUCAAACCCAAAGUGAGUCUGGCGUCCGCCAUCGGGCUGAUCAUCGCGGGCUUGUUGCUGAUCAUCCCCGUCAGCUGGGCCGCUAGUAAUGUCGUGCGCGACUUCAACAAUCCGCUGAUAAGCCAGUCUAUGAAGAGAGAGCUGGGUGCCUGUAUCUUUGUGGGCUGGGGAGGAGGAGUCCUGCUCCUGCUGGCCGGAGGCUUGCUGUGCUGCUUCAGAAGACCCCGCUCCGGAGGAUCCGGCGGAACCGCAAAAUACUACAGCAACAGCGCCUCUGCACCAAGCAAGAAUUACGUGUAGAUAAAUUGGGUAAACUGAGCAUUUGUCGCAGAAAUUUAAGCUGUAGUAUGUGAAAUAUGUCUAUGUUAGUCUUUAUAGUUAGCAGGUAAUGAGAAUAACAUAAACCAGAAAAGGUCAAGAUCUGCAAAGAUGUAAAUAUUACUUGCUUAGAGCUAGUGUCUUUACGCUUUUUAAUUAGUUUCAUAUAGUUUACUGCUGCGAUUUUUUAGAGCAGCUAAUAAACAAUGCACAUGUUUUGUAAAAUUCAGGGAUGGGCCGAGCUUGUGUCCAAAAUACUUUCAGGUCAUUUUAUCUGUGCCAGUCCUCGUUAUUUCAAUAAUGCUACUGAAUAACUGAACUCAUUAUUUUUGAGUAAUUCAGAACAGAUAUUUUUUUCAAGAACUUUUUAGGAUAGGGGAAUCUACUUUAAUCUGUGCAAUUGUGUGUGUGUGUGUACUGGUAUAUAUGGUUUAUGAGGACACCAAUGUGUAUAAUAACACGGGUACUACAAUGUGAACAUGGUUUGUGAGGACACUUCCUGUGUCCCCAUAAAACAAAAGGCGGUCCCACUUUAUAUUAGGUGGCCUUAACUACUAUGUACUUACAUUUAAAUUAAUCAUUUGAUACAAUGCACUUAUUGUGUAUAUACACGUUUUUAUAUUGUACAUACUAUAUGUAAUUACAUCUGUAAUUAAUUUCUGUAAUUACAUUUAUAAUUACACUGUUGACCCAUCCCUUACACCUUAACCCACCCUUAAACCUACCCAUACCACCAAACCUGUCCCUAACCUUACCUGUAUCCCACCUCAAUAACAGAAGUGUUCUGCAAUACAAUAUGAACACAAUAAGUACAUUGUACUUAGUUUUUGAUGUAAAUACAUAGUAGUUAAGGCCACCUAAUAUAAAAUGUGACCCAAAAGGCUUAAAAAACAUACAAAACGGUGUUUUAUGAAAUUCAAAAAUUGCCCGUAGUUUCCUGUAAGGGGUAGGUUUAGGUGUAGGGCAAUAGCACAUACAGUUUGUACAGUAUAAAAACCAUUACGCCUAUGGAGAGUCCCCGUAAACCACAUAUACCAGACUGUGUGUGGGGU